Messenger RNA from Rhineura floridana, 1659 nucleotides. RefSeq names its product elongation factor 1 (gene ELOF1). NCBI's taxonomy places the organism in Eukaryota, Metazoa, Chordata, Lepidosauria, Squamata, Rhineuridae. The transcript has 4 exons. The coding region runs from base 360 to 611 and encodes 83 amino acids. Gene Ontology annotation, cellular component: transcription elongation factor complex. Gene Ontology annotation, molecular function: RNA polymerase II complex binding. Gene Ontology annotation, biological process: transcription elongation by RNA polymerase II. The record is from RefSeq and is a predicted model, not a curated record.
CCGUCGGGGUAAUCGAACUCACAAAUUCCGGCCGUGUUGACUCUACAUUUUUCUAUCUCUAUGCUUCCCCUACCCAAAGGGGCGUGGCGGCAGCGUUUCCUUUCUGGGCGGACACCGGAAGUACUGGUCUCUGUUGGAAACGAGGCCUGGGGACGUUGCUGAAGCCAGGUAGGAAGAGAAGGUGAACUUCUGCGCGUUCUCAAGCCUUCUUCUUCCGGUGUGGCUGCAUCUUGAGCUGGCAUUGGCGUUAAUCUAGGAAUCGAUUAAAGAUGCUAGCAACCCGCACCUGACCAUCCGCUCGCCGUCCCCGCGUGUUCUCCAUUCUGUGGCCUGGUUUGCUCCUCCUUUAAAGAGCAAAAAUGGGCCGUAGAAAGUCAAAGCGGAAGCCUCCACCCAAGAAGAAGAUGACUGGGACACUUGAGACCCAAUUUACCUGCCCCUUCUGUAACCAUGAAAAAUCAUGUGAUGUUAAAAUGGACAGGGCUCGGAAUACCGGUGUGAUAUCCUGUACCGUGUGUCUAGAAGAAUUUCAGACUCCUAUAACAUACCUUUCAGAACCAGUGGAUGUUUAUAGCGAUUGGAUAGAUGCUUGUGAGGCAGCCAAUCAAUGACAGCAACUGGAAAGGAAUUUGCCAGGAGUUAAACAAUGUGUCUGAAUUUGAAAACGGUGGGGGGCAUGUGUUACAUAAUGCACUGGAAGUUCUAACAAGUGGCUGGGAAAUGUGACUCUUGUGCUAUUUGUUUCCAGUAAUCCUGUCCUUUCCCAUGAAUAUUAUAGAAUUGUACCCCUGGAGUUUAGGGACUAAAGUCUAUCAGUAGGAUCUGCAGUACAGGUCAACUGUUAUAUGAACAUUCUGAUCUUUAAAAAUCUUACUAUAUAAGACUGCCUUGGGUGCUCUCUGUCAAGUGCUGCUGCUUAAUCUCUGUUCAUUUCAGUUGGGCUUGUGUGGAAGGAGUGUCCAUGCAGACUUCUUUGAACUGAAUUCAGAGGUAGCCCUUAAGUUUAAUUCUGAGGGGAAGCCUGCAGACAUCACUGAGCAAUUGUGCCAUCAUCUGACUAAUAGGUGCUGGUGUAAUGUACAUAGGUGAUAUUGGAACAGUAUAUUGUAAAAUAUCCCUCCUGUGUGUGUGUUUUGCUUUUUUAUCCUCUCUGUGGUGAGCAUGAACUGUGCUUGCCAGAAAUAGAUCACUUAAUUGCCAGUUUGGCUUCCCUCUUCUUAUUUGUCUUAGUUCCUAAUAGAGCGCUCACAAAUACAUUGGUCACAGCAACUGCCACAUUAGAUUGACUUUGAAGUGAGUGGGGAUGGGGGCAGAGGUUUAAUUUUGAAUCUGGCAAUCAAGGAAGGGGAAUGCUUUGGCCCUUUCUCAGCUUUCCUAACUCACUGUCAUGUGGCACUGACUCAGGAGGCCUUUGUUGGCCUUCCUGGAUGGGAAAAGCAGCCUCAUGCUGUACAUUCCCUGACAGCCAUUGCUGCCUUAUCAAGUCCCUUGUCUUUGAGAUCUAAGCUAGAAUUAAUUCUAUGUUCAACUGCCUGUCCUCCUGUAUGUAAAUAAUAUCUGAGAAAGCAGAAACUCACUCAUUUUUAAUGUAUUUGAGUAGCCUCUGCCAGUGACUUUGAGUGAUUAACACCCAUUUUAAAUAAACUCCAUAAUGGAAAA